Messenger RNA from Pezoporus flaviventris, 5244 nucleotides. RefSeq names its product transcriptional regulating factor 1 (gene TRERF1). Gene Ontology annotation, biological process: negative regulation of DNA-templated transcription; regulation of transcription by RNA polymerase II. Gene Ontology annotation, molecular function: transcription corepressor activity. The record is from RefSeq and is a predicted model, not a curated record. Gene Ontology annotation, cellular component: transcription regulator complex; histone deacetylase complex. The transcript has 17 exons. Bases 634 to 4128 code for a protein of 1164 amino acids. Lineage: Eukaryota; Metazoa; Chordata; Aves; Psittaciformes; Psittacidae.
GACCCAUCGCGGCGGAGGGAUCCCGCCGCCUCCCGCAGCCUCCUCCCCCUUCUGCUUCUGCUUCCCCCCUUCCCUCUCCCCUGCGAGGGAAUAAUUUGACAGCGAUUUGCUGACACCGGGGGUUGGUUUGGUUUUUUUUACCCUUCUUUUUCUUUCCCUUCCCCGCACCGCGGACCCGCAAAGGCAGCGCGGCGGCGCGGGGAGGCCGCGCCGAGAUGGGAUUUUAUGACUCGCUGGAUCCUGAAUAGGACGAGGAGAUGUGUCUGAUAAGAUACAUCACUGGGAGACCACAGGAUGAAAACAGCAUGAGAUGUUAUGGCAAAGACAGCACAGCAAGCUCCAGGAGUCUCACAGAUCCUCAGAAAUCAGGUGCCGGGCACACUGAGCCCAUUGAUCUGUGUAGCAUCUGUGCUGUGGUCCAUUUAUUGAAGAUGUGAAGCAACGGCAAGUCUGAGAUUGGAAUUACUGAUAGACUGGAGAAAAUCUUAGUCCUUGUGAUGCACAUGGACAUGCUGGAUUAUAAGUAAUUCUAGCUUUUCCCCUCCCCUCCCUUCCUUUCACUCAGCUAUCUCAGGGUUCAUAGAGAUUUCAAUGGUUCGUGUGCCUGUAAGUUUGGAACAGAAGUGACCAAAAAUGGGGGACCAGCAAUUGUAUAAGACUAACCACACUGCCAACAGCAAUGAGAACUUGUACUACCAACAGCACCAAAUGAACUCGCUUCCGUCUCUAAAUCAUAGCUACGGGACCUCUGUUCUGGAUGCUCCCCAGGCAUCCCCUCUCUCCCCACAGUUUCCCCAAGAUUCAAGAGACAGUAUAGCUUUGCCUGUAGGUUCAAAAAGUCUUGGAUCAAUGGAUACAUCCAGACAAACUACUUGGACACAUUCUGGCUCAGGAAACCACGUCCCAGUGAGGAACAGUUUGAACAAUCCAAGCGCAAUGUGGAGCCCCCUCGGGCAGGGGGAUUCCCACGAUGGGUACCAAUAUUCCUACUCUCAAUCCAGUGAUAAUCGGUCGCAAAAAAUCACCAGUGGGGUCCUGCAUAAGCUGGACUCCUUCACACAAGUGUUUGCCAACCAAAACCUGAGGAUCCAGGUGAACAACAUGGCUCAGGUUUUGCACACCGAGGCUUCGAUGGUGGAGAGCUCUGGUGACAGCGCGCUCAGGCAGCUGCUGUCCCAGAAGCCAGCAGUUGAGCAACAGCCCGUAACGUCCAGUGUACAGCGAUACCAGCCGGUGCCGCAGCAAAGCCACCAGAGCUUUGCAAGCACGCAGCAGAAGCAGCAGAUGCAAGUCAUGCAGCACCAGCAGCUGUACUACGACUACCAGCAGCACUUAUCACAGAUGCAGAUGCACUCUGCGUUCCAGCCAGGGCAGGCGCACGUUCAGCAAAUGCAGCCCCAGCAGCUCUUGCCGCAGCAGAUGCAGCACUUGCAGCAGACUCAGUACUACGCUCAGCCACAGCAGGGACAUCCUCGGCUCUCCAUGCAGGAGAUCCAGCAGCAGCAGCAGCAGCCAGCUCGGCAGCAGCGGCACUGCCCGGUGCCGAUAGCUCAGUAUUACCAAACACAACCUGUCAUGCAGCAGUUACAGCAACAGCAGCAACAGAUGCAGUUGCCGCUUCCUCCGUAUCACAGGGAACCUGAUGCAAAGGCUAUGCAUGACUCGCAGCAGUACUCUCAGGAUCCCAGUCAUCCUGUGCAGCUUAUCCAGUUGGGAGCAGUGCCUCAGUAUUGCUACCAGGAUCCCCACGAACAGUACAGGCACUUGUACCCGCAGAGUCUGCUGCAGCAGCAGGACCAGCAGAAGCAAUACCCAGGUGAGAGCAGGGUGCCAGCUCUGAACUCCCAUCUCGGCCUCACUCCUCCAGAGAGCGCGGAGGAUGCCCCACGGCAGGAGAUGAACUCUGUAGGUAAUGCUGUCCCUCAUCGAACUCUUUUGCCACCCUCGGGGGUUCAUCUGAACAACAAAAGCUCUCAGCAAGACUCUCCUAGCGCCGCGUGGCCUCAGGUGCCGCUGUCAGACGGCAGGCUGCAGCCCCUGUCCCCAGAACAAAGUGGCCAGAACAGAGAAACACUUCCGGAGAGAGCUGAUGCGAAGAACAAACUAAUGUGUUCGAUAUGCUUGAAGGAGUUUAAGAGUUUGCCUGCUCUCAAUGGUCACAUGAGGUCCCACGGAGGAGUGAGAGCAUCUCCGAACUUCAAACAGGAUGAAGGAGAGACCCCACCACAGCAGCCGCUGCCUAAAGAGGUGGAUAGCCUCGCGCCCAUCGUCAUGCCAGUGUCUGUCCCUGUAAAGCUUCUGUCGCCCGAGCCCAGCACGCAGCCCUCUGCCAGCACUGCCACAGUCAGAGACAAGCCUGCCAACCCUGUGUCAGAUGACGAGAUGCCCGUGCUCGUGAAGAUGACUUACUCGCCACCGUGCAGUCCAAAAGUGGCCAACCCCUGCUCAUCCUCUGAAAUCAGCAAAAAACCUCAUCCAAGUGCUGUAAAAUUGGAAGAAAACUUCAAACCAUUGCAGGACAAGAAGAAGUAUCGGCACAGACCCGAACCUCUCUUCAUACCUCCUCCUUCCUGCAACUUCAGCAUGUCCCAUUCGGGUGCCACCCUGUACCAGAGUCAGCUUCGCUCUCCCCGUGUCCUCGGGGACCAUCUGCUGGACCGGACGCAUGAGCUGCCCCCCUACACUCCACCGCCGAUGCUCAGUCCGGUUCGGCAAGGGUCGGGUCUCUUCAGCAGUGUCAUCACGUCAUCUCACAGCACCUCGCAUGCUCAGCUGCCCCUUACGCCACUGACACCUACUCCACGGGUACUCCUGUGUCAGUCUAAUAGUAUUGAUGGAAGUGUCAUUCCUGUGACGCCUGGGCCUGGAGAACAGACUGUUGAACCACGGAUCAAUAUCGGGUCCAGAUUCCAGGCUGACAUUCCUGAGCUGCAGGACAGGUUGCUAAUGGAGAAGGAUGUGCACAAGGCUACUUUGGUUUGGAAACCAUGGCCAGAACUGGAGAACCAAGUCUUCCAACAAAGAGUGGAAGACCUUUUAAAUAUGAGCUGUUCCAGUGUGUUACCUGGUGGAGGAACUAACUCAGAAUACGCUUUGCACUCUCUCUUUGAAGCAAAAGGAGAUAUUAUGGUUACUCUUGAGAAGCUGCUGUUGAGGAAGCCAGUGAGAUUGAAGUGUCACCCUUUGGCAAAUUACCACUACGCUGGCUCUGACAAAUGGACCCAUCAAGAAAGGAGGCUGUUCAAAGAGGCACUGUCCACCUACAGCAAAGAUUUCAUAUUUGUACAGAAAAUGGUUAAGUCUAAGACGGUUGCACAGUGUGUGGAAUACUACUAUACCUGGAAGAAAAUCUUGCGUUUGGGACGGAAACACAGAACACGCUUAGAGAAAAGGAGAGAGGAGUGCCUGACGAGCGGAGAGGAAGAAGUGUUAGAGGAAGAUGAGGACAUCGAAGAAGACAGAAAGGAAGAAAGGGAGAUGCAGAAGUCUCCUGAUCCACCAGCUAUCCCUCUUGUUGGACCCAUAGAUCUGCCUGCCCUUCAGAGUCUUUCACUUUCUUCGUCCUCCUUCAUCUGUGAAAUGCCAAACUGUGGUGCUGUGUUCAGCUCCCGCCAGGCGCUGAACGGCCACGCUCGCAUUCACGGGGGUACGAACCAGGUGACAAAGCCACGGUGCACCAUUGCAGGCACGAAGCAGAAAUGCGGUACGCAGAGCGGGUACUGCUCCAUCAAGAGUUCACCUGCCCACAGCACGACAAGCGGGGAGACCGACCCAACGACGAUUUUUCCUUGCAAGGAGUGUGGCAAGGUGUUUUUCAAAAUCAAAAGCCGCAAUGCUCAUAUGAAGACUCACAGACAACAAGAAGAACAGCAGAGGCAGAAGGCUCAGAAAGCCGCUGUGGCCGCAGAAGCGGCAGCCGCUAUUGCGAGAACUACUGGGCCCGUUGGGCAUGGUUUGGUCCCUCUGGAUCACAUGAGUUUGGUGAAACAUGUUGGAAGUGUGGGUGACAUUGACGAUGAUGUUGUUCAGGAGCUGGGUGACGUCAUGGAAGAGAAUGAAGUCAUGGAUGCUGACCUUUUGUUGGAUGAUGAAGAUGCAGAUCUACUGCAGGAUGAGGCUGAGUUGUAAAUAAAGUUGUUUGAUAAAGACAGCUACUGAGCACACCCUGAAUGGAGCAAUCAGGAAACCUGGACUGCUCCUUUAUUCCCCACUGAUUGUAAACUACCUGUUGAAAAUGAUAAUCCUUCUAUCCAGGUCUAGAAAAGAAAAAAAAAAGAAAUCUGCUUCCCCCCCCCACCCCCCCUUUUUUUUUUUCUAUUAAUUUGUGUUUUGGAGGAAAAAUAAAUAAUUGGUACAAAUAUUCUUAUAAGGUGUUUUUAUCUGAGCUCAUUUUGCUGAUAACUUCCAAGGCCACUAAUUACAGAAGUUCAUGGUUCUGCUAUCACUUCCCUCCAGAUGGUCCCGGUAGGAUCGUUAGUCUUUAACUCCUUCCAAGUUUCAUUUUACCCCAAUUACAAGAAUGAUCUUCACACACUUCUGAUGGAGCAUUUCUUUUUUUUUUUGCCUAUGCUGGAUCACCUCCAGCAUCUUCUGGAGACUAAAUGUCAUCUCUGUUAAGGAGAUAAUUACGUUCUUUGUGCUGUCAUUUUUAAGGGAGGUGGAGGAAAAAAAACCUAUUCUGAUUUAACUGUGAAAUAAUGACAGGAGUGACUGUAUCAUCUGCAGUAUCGCAGUCCUUUUUCAGUUCUGUCUUGCCUUAAUGCAGACAUGUUAGGCAGUUUGCAAAAGCAUUGGUUACACUGUAUGUUUUAGAGCUUCCAUUUUAGCGAGGUUUUGAUCCGCCGAUUUUAAAAUGACCUAAUUCGAGGACUGAAGAAAGAUGAUUGUACUGUGGUUCACAUCCUCUGACGGGAACACUGAAUCGGGAACACUGAAUCAGGAACACUGCCUUGGGAAUCAGAUUGCACUGGAAAUAUAUUUUGCUGUGACAAUAAAUCACACUGCUGAAUAGCCAUCUCGGUGGUUUUAGGAGAGCGUAUGCUUGAGCAGCGCAGGAGCUUGCUCUCUCACCAGGCAAAUACAGGGAGACAUUCUUGCCCGUGGAAGAGAUUGGAGCAUAUGCCUUCUGCGCAUGUCAGUUAUUACUUGUAGGCAUGAACUGUUACUCUUGUGCCAUUUUUAGUCCUCAUUACAUCAAAUUCAAGCACUGUUUGUUUAGCAAAACAAACUGCAAAGGUGAGUUGA